UCUUCGACAGCUUCGAGGGGUACAACAGCUACAUCCGACUACGUGAGAAGAUACUCACCAACGAGCCAAGAAAUGGGUCUCCAGAAUUCGCCAUUGAGUUCUUCGUCAAUGGAACUACAAUGGCAGAUCUUCUGCGAGAUGUCCAGGUGGAGCUUAGGAACAUGAUCACGACAAACGUGAAGGACCAGGUGUCGAGAGCGUAUGGCCAGCAACUGGUGGCAAUCAUGCUGCUAGUUUUGGUGCUUAUUGUCUCGCCGAUCAUCAUUCUGCUCGUGCGCAAAAUUGCCUUGACCAUGCAGAAUUUCACCGAGAUGGUGGCAGCUAAAACCAUGGAGAUUUCGCGAGAGAAAAAGAAGGCGGACCGCUUGCUGUACCAGAUGCUGCCGGAGCCGAUCGCCAGGCAGCUGAAGGGAAAAGGACAGGUACCUGCCGAGUCCUUCGAAUCUGUCACCGUCUACUUCAGCGACAUCGUGGGCUUUACCAAAAUCUCGUCACAGAGCUCUCCCAUGCAGGUUGUGACGUUUCUUAACGUGCUGUACAAGCUGUUUGACAGCCGGAUAGAUCGGUACGAUGUCUACAAGGUCGAGACUAUAGGCGACGCAUACAUGUGCGUCUCGGGACUACCUAGUCGAAACGGUGAUCAGCAUGCGAGUGAAGUGGCUGACAUGUCGCUCGACCUGCUGCAAGGCAUCCAGAAGUUCGAGGUGCCGCACAUCAAAGGCCAGCUGGUGCAGAUACGGAUCGGCCUCAACACGGGGCCGUGCGUGGCAGGUGUGGUGGGCACCAAGAUGCCUCGUUACUGCCUGUUUGGUGACACCAUCAACGUGGCAUCGCGCAUGGAGUCGACCGGACUUCCACAAAUGGUGCACGUCAGCGACACCACGCACGAGCUCCUGGCCAAGACUGGCGGAUAUAAGCUUGAAUUUAGAGAGGAUGUCGAAAUCAAGGGAAAGGGCUCAAUGCCCACUUACUGGCUGCUGGAGAAGGUGGGAGGCAUCAGCCGCGCGUUGGAGAUCAACACCCCAGGCUUCUUUGACGCCAACCAGCUGCCUGAGUUCAUGAACCGUGACCUCUACAAUCAGGAUUAAGCCAGCCUGCAAGUCUGAUGAACAGGGAAUUUCAUACGCUGAGCAAAGAUGGGGCGACGAUUAACACGGUGGUAUGAUGGAGACGUUUGCCCCUCGAUCUUGCUGAUACAAAGAGAGGCACCAAACUCUAAGUCCGGUGGUGACGCCACGGUUUGAUGUGCA
Pollicipes pollicipes is the source of this 1250-nucleotide messenger RNA. Its product is annotated as atrial natriuretic peptide receptor 1-like. Gene Ontology annotation, molecular function: peptide receptor activity; adenylate cyclase activity; guanylate cyclase activity. The transcript has 9 exons. Gene Ontology annotation, cellular component: plasma membrane. The coding region runs from base 120 to 1088 and encodes 322 amino acids. Lineage: Eukaryota; Metazoa; Arthropoda; Thecostraca; Pollicipedomorpha; Pollicipedidae. Gene Ontology annotation, biological process: receptor guanylyl cyclase signaling pathway; intracellular signal transduction; cGMP biosynthetic process. The record is from RefSeq and is a predicted model, not a curated record.